UAAAAGAAGACAUUGAUACCCGGCAAGGUUCAAAAUGAUUUAAUCUCAGUUUUCUGAUAUGGCAUACAGGUUGAGCAUCUCUAAUUGGAAAGUUCAAAAUUCAAGAUGAUCCGGAAUGGGCACCAUUUGGAGCACUAACAUGAUAUGACAAGUGACCCUUUCUGAUUAUUUAUUAUACACAGACUGUGUUCCAUGCACAAAUUAUUAGAAAUGUAUGAAAUUGCUUUCAAGUGGGACCCAUUUUGAACACAUCUUGCUGUGUAUAUGCAAAUAUCACAAAAGCCAGUAUGAAUUUUGUUCCAUGCCUUUCACAUAAGUAGUACUCAGUUGUCAUUAAAUGUGAUAAAUAUCUUCAGGGUUAGCAAAUACUUAUAUGGAGGGAGUAUGAAGAAGCCCAACUUGGGUGGUGGUGCACCCUGAAAUCCUAGCAACUUGGGAGACUGAGGCAGGAGGAUCACAAUUGGGAGUUCAGCUUUAGCACUUUAGUUUUGAGCAACAUACUGACACACUGCCUCAGUAAAAAACAGGGAAAAAACACUUUAAAACAACUGGACUGUAGCUCCUUAGUAAAGGUUACAUAGCAUUAACCAAAUCUUGUGGUAAAUCAUUAAUAAAUAAAUCCUUAGUAAUUUACUUUACAAUUUUUGCAGAAAACAAGUAGUGGAGAGACUCUUUGAAGUGAAAGAAGAUAGUCAAUUUGGAGAAAUCCUCAGGCACAUCAUAGAUCUUGUUAUGAACAAGACAAGUUUUUCUGGAGUGAAACCAAGUGAACAUCAUGUGUGUAGAGAAGUCGUCAUUGCUGAUUCAUUCCUAGCCGUUCCCCUAGCGGCUCACACUGGACACAGAGCACAAGAGUAUCAGAAACAUGGAGAGAAGCCACAUGAACAUAAGGAACAUGGGAAAGCCUUCCAUUAUCACCAAUGUUUGCAGAAGCAUGAAAGAAUUCACACAGCAGAGAAACUCCAUGUGUGUAAACAAUGUGGAAAAGGCUUUAGUACGUCUAGAUACAUGAAAACACAUGAACGAAUUAACAGUGGACACAAACCCCAUGUAUGUAAGCAAUGUGGAAAAGAUUUUUGUUAUUCCAGCUUCAUUAGUGCACAUAAACAAAUUCACAUUGGGGAGAGACCGUAUGUGUGUAAGCAAUGUGGAAAAGGCUUUAGUUCUUCUAGCGGAAUUAGUCAACAUGAACGAAUUCACAGUGGAGAGAAACCCUAUGUAUAUAAGCACUGUGGACAAAGGUUUACGCUUUCUUCCUCCUUUAGAAAACAUGAACGAAUUCACAGUGGAGCAAAACCCUAUAUAUAUAAGCAAUGUGGAAAUCACUUUCGCUUCUCCAGGGACCUUCAAAGGCAUGAACAAGUUCAUAUGGGAAAGAAUUCCCAUGCGUGUAAGCAAUGUGGGAAAACCUUUCCUAUUCUCGGUGAUCUUCAUCAACAUGAACGAAUGCACACUGGAGUAAAACCCUAUGUAUGUAAGCAAUGUGAAAAAGCCUUUAGCUCUUCCAGUGACUUUAAAACACAUGAAAGAAUUCAUAAUGGAGAGAAACCCUCUGUGUGUAAGCAAUGUGGAAAAGCCUUUAGUACUUCCAGUUACAUGAAAAUCCAUGAACGAAUUCACAGUGGAGAGAAACCUUAUAAGUGCAAACAAGGUGGAAAAGCCAUUCGUUUUCCCAAUUGCCUUCGAAUGCAUGAACAAAAUCAUAGUGGGAAAAAACCCUUUAUAUGUAAGCAAUGUGGAAAAGGCUUUAGUUCUUCUAGCAAAAUUAGAGUACAUGAACUAACUCAUAGUGGAGAGAAACCCUAUGUGUGUAAGCAGUGUGGAAAAGCCUUAGUUCUUCCAGCUCCUCUAAAAGACAUGAACGAAUUCACAGUGGAGAAAAACCCUGCAUAUGUAAGCAGUGUGCAAACGGCUUUCCUUUUUCCAAGGACCUUCAAAGGCAUGAACAAGUUCAUAUGGGAAAGAAUCCCCAUGCGUGUUAGCAAUGUGGGAAAACCUUUCCUAUUCUCGGUGACCUUCAUCAACAUGAACAAAUUCAUAGUUGGAAGAAAACCCAUGUGUGUAAGCAUUGUGGGAAAGCCUUUCCUUUUCUCAGUUUCCUUCAUAAACAUGAACGAAUUCACAUUGGAAUGA
Messenger RNA from Sciurus carolinensis (gray squirrel), 2133 nucleotides. Its product is annotated as zinc finger protein 14-like. Lineage: Eukaryota; Metazoa; Chordata; Mammalia; Rodentia; Sciuridae. Gene Ontology annotation, biological process: regulation of immune system process; regulation of cytokine production; negative regulation of transcription by RNA polymerase II. The coding region runs from base 733 to 2133 and encodes 466 amino acids. The record is from RefSeq and is a predicted model, not a curated record. The transcript has a single exon.